This is a messenger RNA of Nelumbo nucifera (sacred lotus), 4401 nucleotides long. Its product is annotated as cyprosin-like. Gene Ontology annotation, biological process: proteolysis; lipid metabolic process. Gene Ontology annotation, molecular function: aspartic-type endopeptidase activity. NCBI's taxonomy places the organism in Eukaryota, Viridiplantae, Streptophyta, Magnoliopsida, Proteales, Nelumbonaceae. The record is from RefSeq and is a predicted model, not a curated record.
UUUUUGAGUCCUGUUGGGCCUACAACUUUGGUCUACUGCUAAUACUCUACCCCAGUUGGUUUGAUAUUCUUUGAUGAUUUUUGCAUCCUUGAACAACACAAAAACGAUUCAACAAAUUUUUUUUUCAAAGAGUCUCCUGGUUAAUUAUAGUUAUAUACAAUAAAUAGAGAAAAUAGCAAGUUGCAAAUAAUUCUCUCUUUCUCUCCAUCAGCUCUUUUGUGGAUCUUUUAUCCUAUCAUCCUCUAACUGAAGCUAGCUUACUAAUAAGGCAAUUAAUAUAUAUAUAUAUAUAUAUUGAAUUAAGCAUGAGGGCGAAGAAGUUUGUAAUGAUGUUUAUCUGGGUAUCUUCUUUGACAUGCUGUUUCUUCCCUCUCCCUGCAACCUCUGAUGGGCUGGUGAGAAUCGGUUUAAAGAAGAGAAGCUUGGACCUGAAGGGUCUAAGUGCUGCAAGAAUUAUUGGCAAAGGGAGCAAGUAUGUGAAGGAUGUACGAGAGAGGUGCAGAAAUUUGGGUGAUUCGUAUACCAUGUUUCCAAAGAAUUACUUAAUGUGCAUGGGUAACUCAUUUACGGAUACAGUAUUUUUGAGUAAUUACUUGAAUACUCGAUACUUCGGCGAGAUCAGUAUUGGUUCACCACCUCAGAACUUCACUGUUGUCUUCGAUACUGCCAGUUCCAACCUCUGGGUUCCAUCAUCAAAAUGCCUUCUAUCUAUCAAUUGCUAUUUCCAUUCUAGAUAUAUUUCAGGCUGGUCCAACACAUACAGAAAAAAUGGAAACAGAUGCCAAAUAAAUUAUGGAUCUACAUCACUUUUCGGCUUCUUCAGCCAAGAUAAUGUACAAAUUGGGGAUACCAUCAUCAAGAAUCAAACUUUCACUGAGAUCACAAAAGAAGGAGGUAUGAAUUUGUUCUUGGCAGAGUUCGAUGGGAUAAUGGGUCUGGGAUUCACGGAAAUAUCUGUAGGAAAUGUUACACCUAUUUGGCACAACAUGGCUAAGCAAGGUGUUGUGGACAAGAAGGUCUUCUCUUUCUGGUUAAAUAGAGAUCCAUUGGCAGAGGAAGGUGGUCAAAUCGUUUUUGGAGGUGUUGAUCCCACCCACUUUAAGGGAAAGCACACCUUUGUUCCGCUUACCCAGAAGGGCUUUUGGCAGCUUGAAAUGGAAGAUUUUUUUAUUGGGAACCGUUCAACAGGUUUUUGUAAGACUGGUUGCAAAGCAAUUGUGGAUUCAGGGAUUUCCUUACUUGCAGCCCCAAGUGACAUAGUGGAAGAGAUUAAUAAUGGCAUAGGAGCAACCGGAAUGUUGCGAAUGGAGUGUAGAGAAGUUGUGCGUAACUUCGGAGUGGCAAUUAUUGAACUCUUAAUAGCAAAGGUCCAACCGGAGCAAAUAUGUUCAAGGAUCGGCCUCUGCAUAUUUAAUAAAGCCACCACAAGAAGAAAUGACAUUGAAAUGGUAGUUGGAAGGCAAGAAGAGGGCGUGGAGGGAUCAUGGGCAUGGGUGGGCGAAGGUGUUCCCUGUGCCAUUUGUGAGAUGGUGGUUGCUUGGGUCGAACUUCAGCUCAGACAAAUGGAAACCAAUGAUAAAAUAUUGAACCAUGUCAGAAAGCUGUGCGACCACAUGCCUAAUUCCCAAGGGAAGUGGUUUGUCGACUGCAAUAGCAUUUCAGAGUUGCCAAAUGUUUCAUUUACCAUUGGAAAUGCAACUUUCCUGCUCACUCCAGAACAGUACAUACUGAAAACCGGAGAAGGCCAUUUUAAUACGUGCGUGAGUGGUUUUGUCCCACUGCAGAUGUCUGCUCCUUCUGGGGGUUCCCUUUGGGUUCUUGGAGAUAUGUUCAUGGCAGCCUAUCACACUGUGUUCGACUUUGGUAAUCUCCGAGUGCAUAACUGCCGGAAGCCUCAUAAAUAUGAUACAAUCUUCAUCCAGGUGUUUUCGAGCAGCUCUAAUUCAUCACCAGCUGCAAUCCUGAAAUUCAUCAGGAAAUAUUCGGAGAUGAGGCCGCGGAAGAUUCUUGUAUUGUUAAUCUGUUUAUGUGCUUUGACCUGCUCUUUACCCGCUCCAACUUCCUCUUGUGGGGUAGUGAGAAUCAGUUUAAAGAAGAGAAGGUUGGAUGUAAGCAGUCUAAAUGCCCCCAAAAACAUUAGCAAAGAGGACAAGUAUGCCAAGGAACUGCAAGAUAUCUGCAGUAGAUUGGACCUUUCAGAUGAAGCUACAGUGUCUCCAAAAGAUUAUUUGGUCUGUCGUAAUUUGGGUAAUUCAAAUACCGACAUGGUCUUCCUGAGUAAUUUCUUGAAUACCCGAUACUUUGGAGAGAUUGGUAUCGGUUCACCACUUGAGAACUUCACUGUGGUUUUCGAUACUGCAAGUUCCACCCACCAACUUAUUUACGGCGGUGACAGCAAUUCCAUGCCGCAGAUGAACUGCGGAUCCAGCAGCCAAUUUACAAACAAUAUUGGGAACAAUUGCACCACAGGUUAUGGAUCUAGAUCAGUUUCUGGGUUGACCGGCCGGAACAAUGUUCAAGUUGGGAACGUCAUCGUUAAAGAUCAAGCGUUCACUAACAUCACACGAGAAAGAAGUCCUGCUUUGUUAAUGGCAGAAUUUGAUGGGAUAAUGGGACUGGGUUUUCAGGAAAAGUCUGCAGGAAAUGUUUUCCCUAUCUGGUACAGCAUGGUCAGACAAGGUCUUGUGAGGGAGAAGGUGUUCUCUUUCUGGUUAAAUGGAAAUCCAGAGGAUGAGGAAGGAGGUGAGAUCGUCUUUGGUGGCCUUGAUCCCCAACAUUUUAAGGGCAAGCACACCUUUGUUCCUGUUGUUCGCAACGGCUACAGCUGGGAGCUUGAAAUAGGAGAUUUUCUUGUCGGGGAUCAUUCAACAGGUGUCUGUAAGAGUGGCUGUACUGCAAUUUUAGAAUCUGGGACUUCCUUUCUAGCUGGUCCAAGUGCUAUUGUGGCACAAAUUAAUCAGGCCAUUGGAGCAGAAGGAGUAGUGAACAUGGAAUGUAGAAAAUAUGUGCGUACAUAUGGAGUAAAAAUGAUGGAAUUCGUACUAUCACAGAUCAAAUCUAAGAAAUUAUGCUCAAGGUUCAGUAACUGCGAAUCUGAUAAGAGACUGCAUUCUGAGAGGAGGCGCAUUAGUGGCAUCGAGACGUUGGUUGGAAAGAGAGGAGCAGGGUUUCCAGCGGAUCCAUGUACCAUUUGUAAGUUAGUCAUAUCUUUCAUCAAAAUAAUGGUUAAAGGAGAAGGUAGUGUGGAUGAAAUAUGUGCAAGGAUCGGUCUCUGCAUGGCUUAUAAGUACAGUAGCAGCAGUUAUAGAGGCGGCAAUGGCAUUGAAAUGGUGGUUAGAAGGCGGCAUUUUGGGGGCGUGGGAUUAGCGUUGGGGGAACGUCGUGUUCCAUGUACCAUUUGUGAGACGGUAGUUGAUUGGAUUGAAAUGCAUCUCAAACAAAUGGAAAGCAGUGAGAAAAUUUUGAACUAUGUGAGCAAGCUGUGCGAGGAGUUGCCCAGUCCCCAUGGCAAGUCUUUUGUUGACUGCGAUAGCAUUUCAGAGUUGCCAAAUGUUACAUUUACCAUUGGAAAUAAUUCCUUCAACCUCACCCCACAACAGUACAUUCUCAAAACUUGGGAUGGCCGCAGUCUCAGGUGUGUUAGUGGUUUUGUCCCACUGGAUUUGUCUCGUCCAGGAGGUCCGCUUUGGAUCCUUGGAGAUAUGUUUAUGGCUGCGUAUCACACCGUGUUCGACUUUGGCACUCUGCGAGUAGGAUUCGCUGAAGCUGCUUAAAGUUAAUAUAGGCCUAAUUAUGUUUUAUUAUCUUUUGUCUAGUGGCAUGGUUUGGUUUAGCCAACAAGAUUCCGACUUCUUGUUUGCUGUCAAUUGGAGGGAUGUACAAGAAUAAGAUUGAUACGUACAAAGUACAUGCAUGUAUGCACCUGCACAAACGAGUUUGUUGCCUCUUUAAGUCAUUCCUCCAUAGGCUUGAGUUGAGUUGAGUUGAGGAGGCUUCAACUUUCAAGGCCCAACCAAUAGGAUUAUGCUGAUCAGUUGUUCAUCUCCCUUUUCUUUCCCUUUAUCAUUUCUCUUUUUCUGUUUACUUUCUCAACCAUCCACCAAAUAAAAAUAUUAAAAAAACACUUUUUAAAGUGGUUGUGCCCAAAUCCAAAUGUGCCUACUCAUCUUUUUUAGCCCUAUUGUUAAAGGCCCUCAGUGCCUAGCUUCAGCUUAUUAAGGUUUCCAUUCUGCCCGUAUUGGGCUUGGCCCAAUACGGCCCAUGUAUUCAGACUUGUCGCACUUCUUCUCUUGGCUCUACUGGCAUGUAGUUUCUGGUUAUGGUAGACUAUAGAAUCUUUGAGUGUUGAUUGGAAGUGGUUUAAAUUAUUUUCUAUAUAUCCAUCACUUAUCAAGCAGCAAA